AAAUGAACCAAACCCUAACCCUAGCUCUAUAAAAUGCUCUUCUAAAUCCCGCCCUACUGCUUUGUUGCCCUCGUUUCCAACCUCUCAGAUUCACAGGCCAACAAGGAAGAAGAAAAAUGAAGGUGGUAGCUGCAUAUUUACUGGCUGUGUUGGGAGGGAACACCAGUCCUUCAGCUGAUAAUGUGAAGAACAUUCUUGGAUCCGUUGGAGCUGAAGUUGAUGAUAGUAAGAUUGACCUAUUCUUGUGUGAAGUUGCGGGUAAAGAUAUAACUGAGCUUAUUGCAUCUGGAAGAGAGAAAUUAGCGUCUGUGCCUUCUGGUGGUGGUGGCGCUGUUGCAGUUGCCGUAACAGGUGGUAGUGGUGGUGGUGCUGCUCCUGCUGCAGCCGAGUCAAAGAAAGAGGAAAAGGUGGAAGAGAAAGAGGAAUCAGAUGAUGAUAUGGGCUUCAGUCUCUUUGAUUGAGGAAUACCAUUUUUUGUUUCAAGAUUUCUCCAAUUGAGGACUUGUUAGUUCUUUAGAGUUCUGACUUCCAAAGGCUGUUUUUUUUUUUUUUUUUGAGGUGUCUUUUGUUAAGACUGGGAAGUUGAUAACUGUGCUAAAAUUUUACAGAUUAACUUUA
Messenger RNA from Corylus avellana, 618 nucleotides. RefSeq names its product large ribosomal subunit protein P2w-like. Lineage: Eukaryota; Viridiplantae; Streptophyta; Magnoliopsida; Fagales; Betulaceae. The record is from RefSeq and is a predicted model, not a curated record. Gene Ontology annotation, molecular function: structural constituent of ribosome. Gene Ontology annotation, cellular component: cytosolic large ribosomal subunit; ribosome. Gene Ontology annotation, biological process: cytoplasmic translational elongation.